AUGGGUCAUGCUGCCACUGCACAAAUCUUCCAUGAAGACCUGGAAAGCUGGAUCAGUGAAGUCUCCGAAGUCUUCCACUACCGGGUCUUCGUCAUUGAAUUGGUUGGUCAGAUGCUUUACACAGUGCUUGGACCUCUCAGCAUUCCUUUGCUGCUGAUAAUGUACGGGGGGCGGAUCGGCCUCAUCAACCGCGGAUUCUGGCCUGCACGCCACCCCUCCUUUGUGGUCCAAUUCAUUCUUUGGAUGUGCUUGUUUGCAAGCAUUAUGCUGACCAUCUUGGUCGAUCCUCCCGGAGUCAUGCUCAUCGAGAAGAAGUUUGCCCUCAUGUGCCUGCUCAUGAGGAACGCGCCCAUUGCCACCAAGUAUGCGUAUUGUUCCACCGAGACGUGGACAAAGUUCAACCGCGAGAUCAUCAACGAUAAGUACAAAACGUUUCAGAACAUGCUCCCGGGCUGGUACGUCAUCCCGGAGGAGAACUUUCAGCUGCAGGCCGAGGUCGCCUUCGUCGGCGUCAUCGGCUCGCGUGCUCAACGCAGUGAGAUUUCGGUGAAGUUUCUGCCGUGGCCGCGAAGCGAGUACGACUUACUCUCGCUCCGCAAGCGGGUGGACGUGUCCAGUAAGACCAUGUUCUUUGCACCCACCGGAGACUUGCUCCGGCCCAACUCGCGCACUCGGAAAGCUGCGCGUCGGCGCAUCACCGCAUGGUCAAAGAGCGAAAGCCCGCAGGAUGACGACAUCCGGGCAGCGAGCAUGGAGAUGACAAUGACGAUGACGAGGCCAUGGGGCUGUAAGGCCCACUCGGCUGCAGGUUGUCAGGUUCAGAUGGAAGGCUCCGUUCGAGAAGGGAUGAAGCUGCAACAGUCCAGGAAGGAAGAGACGCUGGUUUCACCAGAUGGCCCAGCCAUCGCUACUCGAUCAGUGACACGGCGAGGGAUUACCGAGAAGCAGAAGACCAUGAGCAAGAAGGACCUGAAAAUUGAGGCAAAGAUGGAGCAGGAGCGUUUGGAGCAGGAGCGUCUGGAGCGGGAGAAGAAGCUCUUUAAGACGGCGGAGGCAGGCGGAGAGGUCGCUAUCGAGGACCUGUUCCUCUACUUCCUGCGCGCUAUUGUGCGCAGUGAGAAGGUGAUUAUACCCCCUUUGGUCCGCAUAAAUCUGGUCCUGACCUUGAUCGCCAUCUUCAUUCCAUCCUUCCUGCGCUGGCGGAACACUGGCUGGUUCCUCGGGCCAGAAACCGCGUCGACCAUCCUCGUCGUUGGCUUCUGGCCAUCCAACUUUCUUUGCAUGCUUUCAUCCUUGAGUUUCAUUGCCGUCGGUGGUGUGGACAUGUGGAGGCGGCGGUCUCUGAUGCGCAGCUGUGCCGCCAUGCUGUCCGUCUCCCGUGAGUUUCGCCGCCACUGCCCGGCCGAGGUCGACAUGCUUCCGGUGCUCGACCUCUCAGACGUCAACACCGUGGCGGGCUGGCGCAAGCUACGGCAGCUCUGCACCGAGUGGGGCAAGUUCUACCACCUCAGGGUGCGUGCGUUCUCCGCAGAGUUCUUCUUCUUCCUGAUCCUCAUCCUGGGCGACUUGGUCGCCGGCAUGCUCAUCGAGGACUACACGGAAUUCAGCGGGGUCAACCUCGCCUCCCUGGUGGUGGCCGGCACCGUCAGCAUCUCGCUCAUGGUGUCCAUCUUCGUCUUGGUCUACCUGGGAAACGAGGUCAAUCAGUCUGCCGAGCGACAUCGGUUCUUGCUGAACCGAUCGCGCACCCUCAUGACGAGCAUGAGGUACAGAACGAGUACCUGCACCAUGCCAAAGAUGUCGCAGAGCAUCACGGGAGUCAUGCCACCGGACCCCUCGCCCACAGAGCUGGAGCAGGCAGCGGAGCUUAUCAGCUGCCUUGGUGAUGAGCUGGAGUCCGAAGGAAAGGUGCUGCCGCUGACGCUUCUUGGGAUGCCGUUAGGUUGGUCGCUGCUAUCCGUGCUUCAGUUCAUCCCCAUUGGUGUGAUGACAACGCUGACGCAAUUCUGUGGGAACAGUGCCACAGCAUAUCGCUGCCUGAACUAG
Messenger RNA from Symbiodinium natans, 2046 nucleotides. The record is from the annotation of a GenBank genome assembly. Lineage: Eukaryota; Dinophyceae; Suessiales; Symbiodiniaceae.